Panonychus citri (citrus red mite) is the source of this 1969-nucleotide messenger RNA. RefSeq lists its product as uncharacterized. Lineage: Eukaryota; Metazoa; Arthropoda; Arachnida; Trombidiformes; Tetranychidae. The record is from RefSeq and is a predicted model, not a curated record. The transcript has 2 exons. Gene Ontology annotation, molecular function: protein binding. The coding region runs from base 162 to 1643 and encodes 493 amino acids.
UUAAUAAUCAGUCAUUGAUUUGAACUUCAAAGUUAAAGUGAAAACCUCGUGGACGCCAUUUUCUUUUGUCUGUUUUGUCUAUACGAACUUACUUCUUUAUUAAUUUCUUUAUCGAAAGGUUAUUAAUUUUUUAUGCUUAGUGAACUAUAAAAUACGUGAAGAUGGAAGAUCAGUGGAUAACAUUAGAUGAAGAUACUAAUGUGACAAUUGUGAACCGAAAAAAAUCUUACGAAAUUUCUAAACAAAAGCUAUCAUCCAUUCCUUAUUUUGUGAAAUUAUUUUCCCAUUCUAAUUGUGAUACAACCAAAAUAGAACUUGACCUUGAUGAAAGUUCAUUUGAUAAUAUUAUCGAGUUUAUUCUGGAUAAUCAUCUAUCGAUUUCCAUUGAAAGUGCUUUAUCUAUGGUAGAAACUGCUGAUUAUCUCGGAAUGGACGAAAUUAAACAGAAAUAUUAUGAUUUCUACAAAUCAAAUUUCAACAUCAAAUCAUUGGAAGAGUUCUUGGAUUUUUAUGAGAAACGUAAAUCUCCUGAAAUGUUUACUGUUGAGAAGCUCAAUUCUUUCAUCGGAAAGUAUUUUCUUCCAAUUUCUCAUACAAUUGCAUUUCGAAAAUUUUCUGUUUCUCUAUUAGAACGCAUAUUAAAACUAAAAUUGAUUGUUUCUUAUGAGUAUCAAAUAGUUGAAGCUAUUGACCGAUGGAUCAAAUUCGACGAAAAAGAAAGAAAUCAAUGUCUACCUCGCCUCAUUAAACUCGUUAAUCUUUGUCAUCUAAAAGACAGUGAGAUGGCAAUUGUAACCGCAAAGCUCAAAAAUUCUGAGCUCGCUGUUGAUACUUCACAUUCUCCACAUGCUUGUCUACCAAAAUUCUGCCAAUCUGAUUGUAAAAUUGAUCGACACUAUUACAAGUCGUUGAUCUCAGUUUUUGAAUUAGAUGAAGAUAAAAUUAAUAUUCGACGCUUGUGUUUAAGUUCGCACCUCUGGACUAAAUAUGGUCAAUUCACUCGAGAUGAGACAAUGUCCACUUCUCUGAUUGAGGCUGAUCAUAUCGUCGAUAUAAUCUAUGAUUCCGGAAGAAAAGGUAUUCGAGUAGAUUUGAUUUCAAAGAAAUUCAAAUAUCUCAAAAUGUUUGGUGGUGACGAUUCUUAUUAUGGUCAAGUUUACAGAUAUAUCACCCAUGAUACUCGUCCUAAAAAUACUUGUGUAAAGAUCAAAAAUUCGAGUGAAUCGCGUUAUGCACGUUUCAUUGUACAACGUUUGGAAGCCAUUUCUCUAGGUGAUCACUUGGAAGGAAUUUGCUAUGGACAUGGAGAUCACAUUGAUUCUAUCGGUUUUGGCGAUGAAAGCUGUAGUGAUGAAUCUAUUUUUUCUGACGAUUCUGAUUGUUGCGAAAAAUCUUAUUAUUAUCUCCAGUCUUUGGAUUAUCGAAAACUAUCUUGUUGUGAAUUCCAAGCAGCGGUUCAAACUCGUUCAUGUCUAUUAUUGAAGCAGAAUAACGAUUCAGAAUUGCAAAAAGUUUUGUACAUUUUGACAAAACGUGAUUUCCGUCGACAGUUUUUACUAGAACAUAAGAGUAACAUAAAAUUACUUGACCAUUUGUUCCUGAAAGAAUUCAUCGAAGCGAUUCUCUUGAUCAUAUUGAGCUGAUUUCUCAUGAAAAUUCACUUCUUAUUUGUAACAAGGAAACGAAAAUGAUCUAUUCCUAUGUGAAAGACACAGACUAUUGGAAAUUGAUGUCUAAAAUUGAAUCUCCUGAAAAGAUGAUUACGAUUGCAUCGAUCUAUUUGCCUUUGAUCGAGAACAAUAACUAAUUGUCGCUCAAUUUAAAACAUUAAUGUUCAAUCACUUGAAACAAUUAAGUUUGAUUGACUUUUCUUAAUGUAUGUGAUAAUUUUCACUUUCAUAUUUUAUUGUUGCUUCUUAAUUCAAUUCCAUUAAAACCAUCCAACUCAUUAACACGUAAAAAUCAUAAA